CCCCGGCCCCGGCCCGGCCCCGGCCCGCCCCGCCCUGCCCCGCCGCGCCCCCAGCAUCGCCGACCCUCCCGGACCGCGGCGGGGAAAUGGAGGUCCUGGUGGCAGAGACCACGUCUCAGCAGGAGCGGCUCCAGGCCAUUGCAGAGAAGCGGAGGCGGCAGGCCGAGGUGGAGAACAAGCGCCGGCAGCUGGAGGACGACCGACGGCAGCUGCAGCACCUGAAGUCCAAGGCGCUGCGGGAGCGCUGGCUGCUGGAGGGGACGCCGUCGGCGGCGUCGGAGGGCGGUGAGGACAUGCGGAGGCAGAUGCAGGAGGACGAGCAGAAGGCGCGGCUGCUGGAGGAGUCCAUCUGCAGGCUGCAGAAGGAGAUCGAGGUGCUGGAGGACGCGGGCCCGCUGCCCGCCGCCGGGGACGCACCCGCCGCCCCGAGCCCCGCCGAGGCCCACAAGGCCGAGGUGCUCGUCGAUUCUCAGCAGGCCCCGGUGGGCACACCCAAAGAGACACGAGCGUCCAACACCCCCGUGAGGACGACCGAGGGCUCCACCAUGAUGAAGGCAGCCAUGUACUCGGUCGAGAUCACGGUGGAGAAGGACAAGGUGACGGGGGAGACGCGGGUGCUGUCCAGCACCACCUUGCUCCCCCGGGAGCCGCUCCCUCAGGGCAUCAAGGUCUACGAAGACGAGACCAAAGUGGUCCACGCCGUGGACGGCACCGCGGAGAACGGGAUCCACCCGCUGAGCUCCUCCGAGGUGGACGAGCUCAUCCACAAGGCCGACGAGGUCACGCUGAGCGAGGCAGGGUCCACGGCCGGGACAGCAGAGACCCGGGGGGCGUCCAGGGAGCCCGUGCAGACCACACCGUCCAGGCGGGAGAUCACGGGCGUGCAGGCGCAGCCGGGAGAGGCCACGUCGGGGCCGCCGGGCAUCCAGCCUGGCCAGGAGCCCCCCGUCACCAUGAUCUUCAUGGGUUACCAGAACGUGGAGGACGAGGCCGAGAGCCAGAAGGUGCUGGGGCUGCAGGACACCAUCACGGCGGAGCUGGUGGUCAUCGAGGAUGCCGCGGAGCCCAAGGAGCCCGCGCCCCCCAACGGCAGCGCCGCAGAGCCCCCCCCGACCGCGGGCUCCAGGGAAGAGAACCAGGUGGGGCCCGAGGCCCCGGCCAGCGACCCCCAGGACCUCGACACGAAGAAGCAGCGCUGUAAAUGCUGCUCCAUCAUGUGAGCCGCCCGGUCCCCAGCCCCCGGCCCCACCCUCCACACCAGUCACCCACCAGCCCGGCCCCGGCCUGCCCACCCUCCACCCACACUCACGGGCCCCAGGACACGCGGUUGUCACAUGUUCCUUCUGAGUUUUCUUUCAUUGGAAAGAGAGGGACAGGGGUCCCCCGCCCCAUCACCACCCCCGACGCCCCAACCACUGAGCCGUGCACCUACGCCUGGUAGGAGACAGACAUGGACAGACCCACUUUUUCCGGAAUGAAGGGCACCCCCCACGUCACGGCAGCUCCGCAGAUGCGGCCGUCACCCACGGCGGUCCUGGCCGGGGUGCCGGGGGCCUCGAGGCCGCCCCAGGCCGGCCAGCCACCCUCUGGGCCUCCUGCCUGUGCCUUCCUGCCACCUCCACUGAGGUCCCUGAGGGGACAUCCUGCCGCAGAGGGACCCGGGGAGCCGAGGGCCCCCGGGAGGCUGCUCUGUCCCCGCUUAGCCCCUGGGACGGGGGUUCCCGGCCAAACUCCAGCGUCCGAAUCCUGGACACUCGGGGUGAGGCCGUGCCCCUUGGGGGAGUCUUGGUCGGAGGUCAGGCUCAAGGUCUGGGGAGGGAGCAGGGCCCCUCUGGGCGCCCCCAGCCCGACGUGCCGCGCCCCCCACGCCGUCUCUGGCCGUGGCCAGGGGAUGCUGGAGCCCGGGAAGGGAGAGCCCCGGGGUACCCCCCGCCCCGCCCGGGAGGGGUCUCAGACCCCCGCCCUGUCUCCUGCAGCCGGUGGCCUCUGCGAGCCGCCCCUUGCACAAGGCGGGGCCUCAUGAGCCGCUUCUAGCCCUGAGCUCCGACUCCCACUGGGCCCUCCUUCCUCCUGGUGCUAAUUUGGGGACCCUGGGGGACUGCCCAGGACCUGCUGGGACCAGGGUGCUGGGUCCCUCCAACCGUACCCCAGAGAUCAGGCCACUGCCAGCUCCACUGGGCUUGGCACGUUUCUGGCAGCGGCGGGGCGCACGCAGCCCGGGCCGGGGGCUUCCUCCGCGGGAGACCCCAUCCGCCGCCCCGCCCGACGUGAGCCUGUCCCCCCGCCCGGGAGGGAGAGGGGUGCGGGUCCCGCUCCUGGGGGCGGCCGCCACCCGGAUGUGCACGCACGGCUCCCUGGACGCAGCCACUCGCCCCCAGAGGCACACGUGUGCACACGCUCCCACACCCUCCGGGGCCUCCCGCCCGGUGCCGGGGCAGGUGCAGGGGCCAGCGCUGCCGCAGCCUGGGUCCCAACUCCGCUCUGCCCCUCAGUGGCAGGGGGAGAGGCCGUGUCUGAGGUGACCCUGGGCCGUGGCCGUGGGACCCCCUCUUCCUCCUCGAGUCCUCGAGCUGUGAGGCUCCGCUCAAGUGCCCCUCCGCUUCUGACGUGUGACAAGGCCCUUAUGUUCUCGACUUUCCCAGAGAAGCAAAUAAACAGUGUGAACAGCC
This is a messenger RNA of Nyctereutes procyonoides (raccoon dog), 2669 nucleotides long. It is a transcript of the gene PALM, whose product is annotated as paralemmin. Gene Ontology annotation, biological process: regulation of cell shape; negative regulation of adenylate cyclase activity; positive regulation of filopodium assembly. Gene Ontology annotation, cellular component: membrane. The coding region runs from base 87 to 1220 and encodes 377 amino acids. The record is from RefSeq and is a predicted model, not a curated record. The transcript is spliced from 9 exons. NCBI's taxonomy places the organism in Eukaryota, Metazoa, Chordata, Mammalia, Carnivora, Canidae.